Molecule: messenger RNA, 811 nt
Organism: Nymphaea colorata (pocket water lily)
Lineage: Eukaryota; Viridiplantae; Streptophyta; Magnoliopsida; Nymphaeales; Nymphaeaceae
Product: BON1-associated protein 2-like
Exons: 1
Coding region: 133-654 (173 amino acids)
Biological process (GO): defense response
Source: RefSeq, a predicted model, not a curated record
GGCAAGGAACGAGGAGCAGGCAAACGCAGAGGAGGAAGAAAGAAACUAGGCAGAAGGCCAAAAAAUAAGGUUGGGCUUUCUUUGUGAGUUGUGUAGGCAGACGCGCCGCCAGUUUUGGUGCCGUUACUCCCCAUGGAACACGCCGCCAGUCUCGAGGUGAGCGUCAUCUCCGCCGAAAGCCUCAGGUUUCCGACGGCCACCACCCGAAAGAACGCGUUCGUGGUUGUUGGUACUGGCUCCUGCGACCGCCGAGCAACGGCCGUCGAUCAGCGCGGUGGGGCGUUCCCCUCAUGGAAUGAGAAGUUAACGGUGCCGUUUCCGCCUCAAGUUCGGUCCAUCGAGGUCGACGUCCGGUGCAAAACGGCUAUGGGGGAGAAGUCGGUCGGCCGGUCGACGAUUGCGGUGUCGGACUUCAUCGGUGGGUAUGACAUUCCGUGCGGGUACUUGCAUUUCCUCAGCUACCGUUUGCAUGACAAGGAGGGGAAGAGAAACGGGAUCAUCAACUUGGCGGUGAAGGUGCUGACAUGGCUGCCUCAGAGCUGCUUGAGACCGUCUGCGCCACUCUUUCCGGUGCCGGCUGCUGUUGCUUCCGACGGAGCCUUAGUUGGCAUAGCGAUUCCGUAUGCACAAACUAAUCUUCCUUACCACUCAUAGAUACUAACUUCAGACUCAAUCUAAGCAAGCAAGGCUUCAAAGUUUCCAUUCGCAGAUCAUUCAAUACCCUUUUCAUUGUGGGCUCUUGUUGAGAAAAAAUUCACUUGUCAUUGAUAGUAUUUUGAAUGUGCUUCACAUGCUUUUGUGUUGCUGGACA